This is a messenger RNA of Seriola dumerili (greater amberjack), 2358 nucleotides long. It is a transcript of the gene slc6a5, whose product is annotated as solute carrier family 6 member 5. Bases 1 to 2358 code for a protein of 785 amino acids. NCBI's taxonomy places the organism in Eukaryota, Metazoa, Chordata, Actinopteri, Carangiformes, Carangidae. Gene Ontology annotation, cellular component: membrane. Gene Ontology annotation, biological process: synaptic transmission, glycinergic; glycine import across plasma membrane; sodium ion transmembrane transport. The record is from RefSeq and is a predicted model, not a curated record. Gene Ontology annotation, molecular function: glycine:sodium symporter activity. The transcript is spliced from 15 exons.
AUGUUCCAGGAUUUCUCUGACCAGAGAGACAUGGCCAAACAACCGGCCAGCGCCAGCGCGCCUACCGGCUACAUCCCGGCGCAGCAGUCCGACGGAGCUGCGGGACUUACAGCAAACAAACCGGACAACUCUGCUCCGUGCCCGCCGCCCGCCCCUCACCAUCACCCGGCGCCUCAACCGCCGCCGUGCAACGAGAACAAAACUUUUUGUCCCACGGAAAAUAACCCGGGAGAACCGGACGCUAAUAAAGCGUAUGGGACGUUUAAAAGCACCCCACCGGCUGUCCCUGGAUCCGUGGCCACCAACUCGGCCUUUAGGAAGGAUUCCGCCUGUUCGGCCCGCGGGGGGUCCGCCCAGUACGGCGACCCGCUGCGGGCCACCGCAGAGCAGAACAACACCGCGGGCAACUGGACGGCUAUGAGCCAGACCACCAUCAUACUGGGAACAGAUGGGAACACGUCUGUUCAGCCCGGCACCGUGGCGGGGGCUGACGAUGAUGACGAUGGGGGAGAUGAGAAUAAGGCCAGAGGAAACUGGUCAAAUAAACUGGAUUUUAUUCUGUCCAUGGUUGGCUAUGCGGUGGGACUGGGGAACGUGUGGAGGUUCCCUUAUCUUGCCUUCCAAAAUGGUGGAGGAGCUUUUUUGAUCCCCUAUCUGACAAUGCUGGGCAUUGCCGGGAUCCCAAUCUUUUUGCUGGAGGUUUCCCUGGGCCAGUUUGCCAGCCAGGGCCCCGUGUCAGUGUGGAAAUGCAUCCCAGCCCUACAAGGUUGCGGGAUUGCCAUGUUGAUAAUAUCUGUCUUGAUAGCCAUAUACUAUAAUAUUAUAAUGUGCUGGACACUGUACUACCUGUUCGCUUCGUUGAAGGGCUCACUGCCAUGGGCUAACUGUAGGAAUGAGUGGAACACGGUGGAAUGUAAGGACAAAGACAUGCUGCUGUUAGACUCGUGCAUCCUGCGAGACAGAAACAUCACCUCCAUCAAGAACUCCUCUUUCUGUCUAUCCGCAAAUACUGUGGGGAACCUGACCAAACUGUUAAACAUGACUGUGGACGGCAACAAGACCUACGUCAGCCCCAGUGAGGAAUACUUCAAGUACAAUGUGUUGCACAUCUCUAAAGGGAUUGAAUUUCCAGGAGACAUUCGCUGGCCUCUGGCAGGCUGCCUCUUCCUGGCCUGGAUCAUCGUCUACGCUUCUUUAGCCAAAGGAAUCAAGUCAUCAGGGAAGGUGGUUUAUUUCACCGCCACAUUUCCCUACGUGGUGCUGGUCAUCCUGCUGAUCAGAGGAGUGACCCUCCCCGGUGCCGGCGACGGCAUCCUCUACUUCAUCACGCCAAAAUGGGAGAAACUCAAUGAUGCCAAGGUGUGGAAAGACGCAGCCACUCAGAUCUUCUUCUCUCUGUCGGCCGCCUGGGGAGGCCUCAUCACUCUCUCUUCUUACAAUAAGUUCCACAAUAACUGCUACAGGGACACUAUUAUUGUGACAUGUACAAACAGUGCCACCAGUAUAUUUGCUGGGUUUGUCAUCUUCUCAGUCAUUGGUUUCAUGGCACAUGAGCUGAAGGUGCCGAUAGAGAAGGUGGCGGAUGAAGGUCCAGGCAUAGCGUUCGUGGUGUAUCCAGAGGCUCUGACCAGACUUCCUCUGUCUCCAUUCUGGGCCAUCAUCUUCUUCCUCAUGCUCCUGACUCUUGGCCUUGAUACUAUGUUUGCCACCAUCGAGACCAUCGUAACCUCAGUGUCGGAUGAGUACCCCAAAUACUUGAGGAAACACAAACCACUCUUCACCCUGGUCUGCUGUGCCUCCUUCUUCAUCCUGGGCUUCCCCAUGAUCACAGAGAGUGGGAUGUACAUGCUGCAGUUGGUGGAUACGUUUGCCGCCUCCUACUCUUUGGUCAUCAUCGCUAUCUUCGAGCUGGUGGGGAUUUCCUACCUCUAUGGUCUGCAGAGAUUUUGCGAGGACAUUGAAAUGAUGAUUGGUUUCCAGCCAAACCGAUUCUGGAGAAUCUGCUGGGCCUUUGUGACUCCAACUAUUCUGACGGGCAUCCUGGGACUGAGUCUGUACCAGUGGAAGGUGAUGACGUAUGAGGACUACACCUACCCCACCUGGUCCAUGGUUCUGGGCUGGCUCAUGGUAAUCUGCUCCGUCAUCUGGAUCCCCAUCAUGUUCGUAGUUAAGAUGCACCUCGCCCCCGGCACCAUAAUCGAGCGUCUGAAGCUGGUCUGCUCCCCUCAGCCCGACUGGGGUCCUUUCCUGAUGAAGCACCGCGGAGAACGCUACAAGAACAUGAUGGACCCUCUGGGAACCAGCUCCCUGGGCCUCAAACUGCCCCCAAAGGACUUCCAGCUCGGCUCCUAUCAGUAG